Messenger RNA from Vicugna pacos (alpaca), 1400 nucleotides. The record is from RefSeq and is a predicted model, not a curated record. NCBI's taxonomy places the organism in Eukaryota, Metazoa, Chordata, Mammalia, Artiodactyla, Camelidae.
GGGAGGAGGAAUUUCCUUGGAUAAGGGGUUUCAAAUUCCCUACGCAUCUCCUUUCCCUUGAGGGGGCUGUUUUCAUUCUCUGAGGUCUAUUUCCUGGUGGGGGUUUCAUAUUUCCUGAUGAUUUCCCGUAUGUGGAAAGUGGUAUCAACUGGUUCCUUGGGGGGAGGGUCUUAGAUUUCUUGACAAUUUCCUUUGGUGUUAUUCUCUAGGGAGGUGUAUUGUCCUUAGGGGUAACCAAUUUUUUGAGGGUCCCUAUUCCCAGGAGACCUUGUUCUCUGGUGUCUCAACAGCUGCCUGGGAGUUUAUGUUCCCUGGGGUUUCUCAUUCUCUAGAGGACCUCAUCUCUCGUAUUCUCUACUCUUGAAUGACCCCUCUCUCCAAUCACCCCUUUUCCUGGGCCUCCACUUUUGAGAACCCCCUGACCCUCUGCCCUCAAACAGGUCAUGAUGUUUGGCAGCCCCACCAUCGCGCUGGAGCUCCUGAAGCAAGGUGCCAGCCCCAAUGUCCAGGAUGCCUCCGGCACCACUCCGGCCCAUGAUGCAGCCCGCACUGGAUUUCUUGACACCCUGAAAGUGUUGGUAGAGCAUGGAGCUGAUGUCAACGUACCUGAUGGCACCGGGGCACUCCCCAUCCACCUGGCAGUGCGAGAGGGCCACACAGCUGUGGUCAGUUUCCUGGCUGCUGAGUCAGAUCUCCAUCACAGGGAUGCCAGGGGACUCACACCCCUGGAGCUGGCUCGGGGGAGAGGUGCUCAGGAUCUCAUGGACAUACUGCAGGGGCACCCAGUGGCACCGCUGUGACCUGGGGCCACCCACUCCAGCCACAGGACCCAGCUGGGUUCUGUGUCAGAAGAGGAGGAAAGAAACACUUUCUCCCCUUGCUCCUCCUGAGUACUGCCGAGGGGCACCAGUUUGUGGCUUGUUGGUGUUGAUUUCUGGGGUGUGUGUGUUUGAGGUGCAUUUCUCAUUUGUUUUUCUCACCCCUUUUGGUGUGUUGGGCAGAAGAGGGCUCCGGCAGGCAACAGCCACCUAAACGGUUCAGUUUCCUCCACGCCCCAGACUGCUGGGGCUAUAGACGAGUCCCAAGGGCAGAGCGUUUAAAGCCCCAGCCCCAGAGUGAGGUCAUCACUUCCAAGGCUCCUGGAACUUGUCGACCUUGGCUGGCUGUACCCAGAGAGAGACCUCAACUGUACACACUGCUUUCAGGCAUGGGGGAGGGGGAGUGUUCCAAAUCAAUUUAAGGGUAGUAUGAGUUCAUUCAUAUUUUGUUGAAAGCUUGUUUUCCAAUCCCUUGUACAGCGUUAAAAAAAAGAUUCUAUUUAUUAAGCUUUAUGGAAAAAAUUGUUGUGUGUGAUAAUUUAAUGUUUUUACCCAUUAAAUUAAGACUUGUGCAUGAUCACA